AGAUAUAUUAUUUUUACAUAAAUUAUCAGAUUCUUUGUCAGAAUCGAUUAACCUACGUUCUUUCGUUUGUCAAAUCAAGUUUACUUCAAUAUAAUAAUAAGUACUCUUUAAAUUAAGAAGAAUGAAUAAUUUGCAAAUAUUUUGCAGGGUAUCAACAAGUCAGGUUCGCUAGACUAUAAAGUCUUUUGUAAUAUUUUCCAUGUGCGCAAUCAAUGAAUAAAACAGAAGCAAUCGAUUUCCUUCAGGGUGAAAAGACCAUGUAUUUUGGUUAUUUCAUACCCACUAUAGUGUCCUUAAGUAUAAAAAUGCGUCGUUUGGAGCCUAAAAGUUUGAAGUAUUUAACCGAAAGUAGCAAAAAAAUGCAUGAAGCUUUGCUUAAAAGAUUUGAAAAGUACUUCCUGAUUCAGCCUGACGCUUGGGAUGCUGUUAUUGCCGCUAUUUCUGUCCCUGACAUUAAGUUGCGAUUUGUGAAAGCUCUUUUAGAAACAGCUAAAACGCAAACAGAAGAGGAAGUUAAAAAAAUGUUCAACACUUAUGUGGUCAAGUAUGGAAAAGUAGCCUGUGCCAAAACUCGUAUUCUACCUCAACCACCUCAAAAAACAUUUUUUGACUUCGGGGAUGAAAGUAAUGAUAUUAGCAUACAAUGUGGUUCCACUGACUCGGAAAAUUAUCUGCAAGAAACGCUAUUAUACCUGGCCGAACGAGAAGAAACAACAAGUUGCCUAAAUAAAUAUCAGGCUAUUAAAAACGUAUUUUUAAAAUAUAAUACCCCAUUACCGUCAUCUGCACCUGUAGAACGGUUGUUUUCAUUCGCUGGAAUUGUAAAUCAGUCUAGAAGGCAAAAACUCAGCGAUGCAAAUUUUGAAAUGCUUGUGUUAAGAAAGGCUAAUAGCUAAUAGCAAAUAAAAUUAUAUUAACAGUAAUUUUACUGCAAUUUUUUCAGUAAUCAGUAAAAAAAU
Messenger RNA from Anastrepha ludens (Mexican fruit fly), 959 nucleotides. RefSeq lists its product as uncharacterized. The transcript is spliced from 2 exons. The coding region runs from base 213 to 896 and encodes 227 amino acids. The record is from RefSeq and is a predicted model, not a curated record. NCBI's taxonomy places the organism in Eukaryota, Metazoa, Arthropoda, Insecta, Diptera, Tephritidae.